AUGGAGUCCUUCAGUCUGCUGAUCGUGGGAGUCUCAGGAUGCAGUUUCCUGAUUUUCCAGUGGCUAUUCCAUAGAGGAAUUCCCUGGGUAUCCGCAUGUCUCAGUUCUGGCUUCUCACGACUUGACCACAAGCAGAGGAUAGAGUGGAAUACCAGGGCUGUCUCUACAUUUCAUGCCGUGAUGGUCGGACUCUUCUGUCUCUACAUUUUUCUCUUUGAUGAAGCCACUAAAGAAGAUCCCAUCUGGGGAGAUCCUACACUGGUACAAUUAAAUGUAGGCAUUACUACUGGUUACCUCCUAUCAGAUAUGUUGCUUAUGUUUUACUAUUGGACAUCAAUAGGGGAGAAGUACUUCGUAAUACAUCAUUUGGCAGCAUUGUAUGCUUACUAUUUUGUUCUGAGUCAAGGGAUGCUGCCUUAUUUUGCUAAUUUCCGCCUGCUCUCUGAGCUUUCAACCCCAUUUGUGAAUCAGCGUUGGUUUUUUAAGGUGUUGGGUUAUUACAAGCUCUCCAAACCCAAUGUGGUCAAUGGUGUAGCGAUGGCAGCAGUGUUCUUCCUGGUGAGGAUUGCGGUCAUUCCUGUGUAUUACGGUGACAUGUAUUCAGUCUACGGAACGGAUGCCUUCUGCCGGCUCUCUGUGGCAGGCUGCAUUGCCUGGAUUCUCUCCAGCCUCUGUCUGGAUGUCAUGAAUGUGAUGUGGAUGAGCAGGAUUAUACGAGGGUGCUUGAAGGUCUUGCAAUCGAGCAGAUGCGUGAAAGCUAAAACAAAACAGAAAAACUGA
Messenger RNA from Chanos chanos (milkfish), 780 nucleotides. RefSeq names its product TLC domain-containing protein 4-B-like. The coding region runs from base 1 to 780 and encodes 259 amino acids. Gene Ontology annotation, cellular component: endoplasmic reticulum; membrane. NCBI's taxonomy places the organism in Eukaryota, Metazoa, Chordata, Actinopteri, Gonorynchiformes, Chanidae. The record is from RefSeq and is a predicted model, not a curated record. Gene Ontology annotation, biological process: lipid homeostasis. The transcript has 6 exons.